Dentiscutata erythropus is the source of this 331-nucleotide messenger RNA. Lineage: Eukaryota; Fungi; Glomeromycota; Glomeromycetes; Diversisporales; Gigasporaceae. The record is from the annotation of a GenBank genome assembly.
AGUCAAAACUUAAAUGAGAUCAAAGUGCAAAAACAUCCAAAAUUUAGCUGGACUGUUAAUGCAAAGCUGGUAAUUUUUUACGAUAAAGACGACAUAUCUGAUAUAAGAAUAAAUUUUUAUUUAAUUAAAAAAUUAGCUAAUUCUGAGACAUUAUCAACAUUUCGAGUAUUUGGAGUUGUAGCAGUUGGUGCACAUAGUGCAAAGACUAGUUCAGGUAUUAUGCCAGAUCAACUUUGCUCGAUGAAAAUCGUCAAUGCUGCGAAAGCAAACCUAGAAAAUGAAUGGCUUAAUAAUUCACAGAAUAUCAAAAAUCUUUUAAGAUCAUCUGAUG